Molecule: messenger RNA, 537 nt
Organism: Momordica charantia (bitter melon)
Lineage: Eukaryota; Viridiplantae; Streptophyta; Magnoliopsida; Cucurbitales; Cucurbitaceae
Source: RefSeq, a predicted model, not a curated record
AUGGGCAUCUCUUUGCCAAGGAUUGUGAGUUCAAAGCACUUUCUGAGGCGCAUUCAUCAGUCUUCGAGAACUGCAGAGGUCCCGAAGGGCCACUUGGCUGUGUAUGUUGGAGAGACUGAUCAAAAGAAGAGAUUUUUGGUCCCUGUUGCAUAUUUGAGCAACCCUUCAUUCCAUAGCUUGUUGAGUCAGUCUGAAGAAGAGUUUGGAUAUGAUCAUCCAAUGGGUGGCCUUACAUUCUCUUGUACAGAAGAGAUUUUCUUCAGGUUGUCCGGUAUUACUCGUGCUAAGCAAGUCCAUUGGCGAUCUCCGUUGACUGGAAACCAAGCAGAUUUGAAGGCUGCAGAUGUUCCAAAGGGUGCUUUACAGUUUAUGUUGGAGAGGGACAAAAUUCCGAUAUCUUACUUGAACCAGCCUUUGUUUCAAGACUUGCUAAGCCAAGCAGAAGAAGAAUUUGGAUAUGAUCAUCCAAUGGGUGGCAUCACAAUUCCAUGUAGUGAAGACUUUUUCCUUGAUCUUACUUCUCAAUUUAGAGCUUGA